AUGGCGGAUCAAAUCAAAGGUUUCGCUUCACGAUUGUUGGGCGGAUCGGCGUCAUCAAGUCUUGGUUUAACGGAAUCUGAUCCCCUUGUCGGAGCAGCAGUCAAAGUGGCCGAUGUACAGUAUGCGAUUCGACGGAAAAUUGGAUCAGGUGGAUUCGCUGAUGUGUAUGCGGCCGAGAAUUCAAACCACGAGUGGGUGGCGCUAAAGUUGAUUCGCGCACACGACGCCGAGAGUGAAAAGGCAGCAUUGCAAGAGCUACAGAUAUGCAAAUUGCUCACCGGGCACCCGUCAGUGAUGAGAUUUGUGGCAGCAGCGAAAAAGCCAAACGAUCGCGGAUUCGAAUUCACACUUGUCACCGAACUUUGCUCUGGUGGAUCCGUUGUCGAUCUCCUUCAGAGCACAAAUCUCAGCCACGAACAAAUCAUCCGAAUCGUCUACUCGGCUGUGAAAGGAGUCGCUCACAUGCAUGCGCAAAAUCCACCAAUCACGAAUCGAGACAUUAAGCUUGAAAAUCUUCUAAUUGAUGCGCAAGGCCGUGUGAAGAUGUGCGAUUUCGGGAGUGCAACGAGAGAGCAACACCAACCGAGCCACGAAUGGACAUCUUCACAGAGGAGUGCGAUUGAAGAAAGUUACGCCAAGCACACCACUCCAAUGUACAGAGCACCGGAGAUUCUCGAGACCUAUCAAGAUCAUCCAAUCGGACCGGCACUCGAUAUUUGGGCUCUUGGCUGUGUUUUCUACUAUCUCGCUUACCGGAUUCACCCCUUUGAGGACUCGUCGAAGCUCAGGAUCUGCAACGGAAAGAUGCUUGCUCCCAAAGAUCAAUCCCUUCACGUCAACGACAUCUUUCGAGACGUCAUUUUGACUUGCUUGAAGUUGGAUCCAAAUAAUCGUCCCUCUGCCAACGAACUGGUGUCGAUGAUCGAGGCACUCGCAGCAGCUUACGGAAUCGACCCUGAUGGACCGAUCAAGGGAGUUGACACGAAGAAUUUGAUGGGAGGACCCGCAUCUGUGGCCGUUCAAUCGAUUGUUUCAUCACACGCACAACCAACAAAGCCUCCACCACCACAAUCAUCUCAAUCGGCUCCUCAAAAGGCAACACAAGCUCCCCCUCGUCCACCACCAGCUGCGUCUGCCAGUAAGGCACCUGAGGAAACAGCGGCUGCGAUGUUUGGAGCGUUGAAGGGUGGCGGACUUUCAUUGCUGAAGAACUUCAAGGAAAAGACAGCGGCUGUCGUGUCGACUGUUCAGAGCACUUACGGAAGCAAGGGUCCCACGAUCACCCAAAUUACUUCACGGCUUUUGUUGGCGCCGAUUUUAGAGGGAGUGCCCGAUGUUUUAGCUCAUCAGGCGGAAGAAGCCUUGAAGUCACAUCUUGCAAUGGCUAGACGGCCUUACUUGGUGAUCAAUUUGAGUACCAGGGAUCUCCGUUGUGAGUACUCUCUACGCCCACAUUCCGAACCGAUGAACUCUCCGUGUACUUCUGUGCCUCCAUCGUUGGAUGCGGCUAUUCGCGUGGCAAAGACUGCUGGCCGCUACUUGUCGCACGAUAAAAAUGGGAUGAUUGUUUUGUAUGGAGUUGAAGAAAACUGCAUUUUGAUGGCUGCUGCGCUCUUGCUUUACUUCAAACUCUGCAUUCGACCGUAUCAAUGCUUUGAGAUCAUCAACAAGAGCCGUGCUGAUCAGGUGAUGCCCGAAUUGCCCCCAUCUUACCACAACUUGCUCGACGCUGUCGUAAUGCUUGCCUAUCGAGAGAUUAAAGACAUUGCAUCGAAAAUCCACAACAAGACGAUUGAAUUGACGUCUCUGUCGAUUGCUCCAAUUCCGGCAAUCAAUCGAUCGGGUACCGGAUGUCGUCCACUUGUUGAAGUCUUUGUCGGUGACACGAAAGUCUUUGCCACUGCGCAGAGAUACGAUGAAACAACAGAAUUCCAAAAAGAGCUGGGUUAUGCGAGGCUCGAGUUGGGAAACACGGCGAUCAACGAUGAAGUGACGGUGAUUGUCAGCCAUGCUAGGCACUCUUCAUUGCAUGGAAGCAUGAGCUUGGUGCCCAUCUUCACUUUCAAUUUCAAUCCCCGUUUCUUGAACGGCCAAACAACUAGCCUAGUUUUCCCCAAACAUCAGCUAGAUGUUGACAAAGAUGCGGAUCAGAAAAUGGACAGUGGAUUCAAGGCUUCUCUGAACAUUCAAUACGGUAACGGUUCGCUUGGAGGUCUACCCGAUUCUUUCCGCUAUGAUGAAGAGAAUUGCUCUCGAUCGGCGAAUAUGUUUAGCGAUAGUCACGAAUAUGGAGAAGCUCUUCGUCUCCUUGAUGCCGCCUCGCCAACCGAGCUCCCCGAUUUCCCUUCAUUGCCCGGUCAUACCUCUUUCAAAAACAAAGCCACUCCAUCGAGACCACCAGCUCCAGCAUCAGCUCAAGCAAAAGAACAGAAACAACCCAAACAAGAUCAGCAUCCAGCUUUCUUUAGUUCGCUAUUUUCUGGCGCUCCAGCGCCGUCCGUUUCACCGACACCGAGAACGGAGCCAUUGUCAACGAUCACCACAAGACCACAGCAAAUGCCGAAGAAUGAGAAGUUUGAUGAGGCCGAGAUGUACGAGCGAAUGGCCGGGAUUCGAGUGGGAGCGGAAGUUGAACAGGAGGAUGAGACGCCGAUCUUUGACAACCGAUCCACCAACAUUCCAUCAACCCAACCAGAUGUUUUUGAUCUUUUGGGAAGUGAAGACAAUUUCCCUACUGCUUCUAAGUCUUCAAGCCAAACUAUCUCAUCGAGUGCACCGUUUGAUCCAUUUGCGGAGCUUCUUACAGAUCAAAAGCAAUCGACACCGACUCAUAGCAGCUCCGCUCGAUCACCGGCGCCUCAAUCGGAUCUGCUAAAUUGGGACACACCAUUGGCUCCAUCAUCAACAACUGGAAUGCAUCGUAAUGCAUCGGCUCCCGUCUUUCAACAACAGCAACAGCCAGCCGCCGCUUCUUUUGAUCCAUUUGCCGAUUUCUUAGCCACAACGAGUGAUCCUGCUAGCAAACCAGCUUCUGGUGCCAACUCUGGAAGAAGUACUCCCGCACAAGCUCGCCCAAACUACAAUCGUUCUUUGUUUGAGAAUAUGAGUGGUCAAUCGAAGAAACCUGGCGUGAAUGCUUUUGAAGAUCUUCUGUCCGCCCACAAUUUCACCUCGUCCAAUGCGAACAGAAAUCGGACAAUGGCGGACAUGAGACGAGAAGAAGACGUCAGAGGAAUGGAUCCGGUCUCAAUUAAGAUUCGAGAUUGGACAUCGGGAAAAGAGCGAAACAUUCGUGCUCUACUCGGUAGUCUCAAUGAAGUGCUUUGGGAUGGUGCCGCUAAAUGGGAACAAACAUCAAUGGCUUCACUAUUGACAGCAAAUGAGGUGAAAAAGAGUUAUCGCAAAGCUUGCCUCGUCGUGCAUCCGGACAAACAGACUGGACAACCCCAUGAAGAGCUUGCCCGGGCCAUCUUCACCGAAUUAAACGACGCUUGGAGUGCAUUCGAGGCAGCCGGACAACCAUCGCUC
Molecule: messenger RNA, 3528 nt
Organism: Mesorhabditis belari
Lineage: Eukaryota; Metazoa; Nematoda; Chromadorea; Rhabditida; Rhabditidae
Source: the annotation of a GenBank genome assembly